Molecule: messenger RNA, 2917 nt
Organism: Entelurus aequoreus (snake pipefish)
Lineage: Eukaryota; Metazoa; Chordata; Actinopteri; Syngnathiformes; Syngnathidae
Gene: adpgk2
Product: ADP-dependent glucokinase 2
Exons: 7
Coding region: 240-1715 (491 amino acids)
Biological process (GO): glucose metabolic process
Cellular component (GO): endoplasmic reticulum
Molecular function (GO): ADP-specific glucokinase activity
Source: RefSeq, a predicted model, not a curated record
CCCUUGUAAAAUACAAAAUACAACCAUGGUAAAAAAAGAUACAUUAUACUGUCUCGUCUACAAUGUUAUAGUACUUGUAUUGAUGUAGUAUUAUGUAUGAGUAGACAUAACUAAUUCGUCAUUAAGUUGCGUCGGGGACACCCUUUUGCGCAAAACAAACACCUCGCAAAGGCGCUCAGUUGGAAAGUGCUUGUGCCUCAGUGUGAGCAAGAGCCUUGUCAAGCUAGUCUGUGUGCGCGAUGGAAGGCAGCGGCAGGGCUUCGUGGGUGAAAUAUGGGCCUUUGGUGUCUUUAUUUGUGCUCUUUUUAGCCAUUUGGUUUCGGUCACCUGACCGUGGGGUACUGGACGACCGGCUGGACACCGUGUUGUCCUCGCUGCUGCGCGCCGAACGCAAAGUCGGCAUUAAUGACGUCGCCAGACCGAAGGUGGCUAUUGGUUUUGGUGGCUGCGUGGACCUGAUCGUGGAUGCAGUGUCGCUGCUCAAUAAGAUUGGCAUCACUCCUGCCGACCAGCCGCUGCAUCAUGACGUUAUAGAUAGUGCUGAGCAGCUGUCUCAGAGCUUCGCCUACUUCUUUGCACCUGGAGCUGCUGCGGAGCGCUUUGUGCUGAAUGAGACACUCUUCAGCGAGUUAGUCGACGCGUCCCGGGACCUACCUGGAAACAGGUGGGCGGUGGGCGGCAACGCCCCUGUCAUAGCAGGCCGUAUGGCAACCGAGGGCUGUGACGUGUUGCUAGGGGGAAGCUUUAGCCACGACUUUACUGAUGUCCUAUCGCAGCACAUCACCGUGGCAGGCAACAUUGUAGACGAGCCUGACAUUCAUCUCAUCCUGGAGUAUCCAUCUGGAGCAACAUGGGGGCACUAUUCCUCCCGUAGAGCCAACAGGUACAUCGUCCACAGUGAUGACCAUAAUCCCUACCUGGCGUCCAUGGAAGAGUUUGACAAGAAGCUCCAAGACUUUAAUCCUGACCUUCUCGUUGUGGGCGGCUUACAAAUGAUGGACAACUUCCCCUUCCAGUCAGGUGAGCGUGGCGCUUUGCUCUCCCGCCUGGCAGAAGUGCUCGUCUCCUCCACUCCCACCAUCGGUGUUCACUUUGAGAUGGCCAGCUUUGUAGAGGAGAGCAUAAUGGAAGACCUGCUUUAUUACGUCAUUCCUCAUGCGGACUCUUUAGGCAUGAAUGAGCAGGAGCUCCCCAACCUGCUGAGUUCACUGAAAGGCUCCAACAUCACCGUGCUGUCAGACCCAAACCCUCGUGUCGCCACCGUGCUGGACCAGAUGAGGGAGGUCUACCGCCUGGUCAACCAACGCUACAAAGACGCCAGCGCGCAGGCUGACGACGCCCACACCUGGAGCAAACCGCUGACCCGCCUGCACGUGCACACGUUAGCCUUCCAGGCCAUGAUCGUGACUCGAGGCUCCCAGUGGAAGAACACCAUGUCGGCCACCGCCAAAGCCUCGCUGACGGCCAAUCGCCACGUGUGCGGCUCCAACGACAUCGACCCCAACAAGGCCCGCCUCAUCAUGGACGACUCUUUCUCCGUCAGCCGGCGGGAGGGAAGCCAGCGCAUCGCCUUGCAGGAGAGUCGGCCCGUCAGCUGCUGGGAGGAGGACGACUAUGAAAUCUGCGUGGCACCCGUACUGGUGUGCACGGAGGUGUACCAGACGGCGGGUGGAGGAGACAACAUCUCAGCUGCUGGCCUGGUGCUGCAGAUCUAAGCACACUCACACCCCGCUAGCAAUGUUGUGAUGCAACAUGUUUGUUGGAGCAACACUGGCUUGGACUCCAUGGACCACAAGCUCUUUCUAGACCUUUCCAGUAAGUCUACAUUGGCUCCUCAGUGAUAAAGAUAUGCAUUUAGUAUUUUUUAGUCAGAGUUGAACCCGUCUUCCUGACACACUUCCCUUUACACACCAUUUUUGUCUUUGUAGUCAUGUGACUUUAAGUCAGACAUGUUGAAUCUGGAGUCAAUUUAAAUUGAAUGCUGCCAGUGUUGCAUCAUUUUAUGCAAAUUAAAAAAACUUAGUUUUUUUUCUACAUACUUACAGUUUAAAAGUUCCAAUUAAAUAUGACUAAAUGUGCAGGCCAGUCUUAUUUGCUUGAUCAUCAUAUCUUUGCAGUGAGGCUCAAUCCUGGUACCUUCCUCUCGCAUCUUAUUUGAAAACAGAAUCUAACGCUAGAUCAGAGGAUUUCAACGGUUGGGGCUCCCUAAAAAUUGAGUUGUCUGCUCUUCAUAGACUGUUUACACUUCUACUGUCGGAACUAAAAAUCUAAGUAUUCAUUUUAUCACAAGUGAAGGUAUGUUGGCACCCUCCCAGUGCAUGUGAAAGAAUGUUUAAUGUUUUCAAAUGAUGCAACAGUCAGAUGCUGGAUUCCUUUUUCUUUCCUUUUUAUAUAAUCACAUUGUAUGUGUGUGACUCUUUUAGGACCAAAUAGUCCGCAAGGACUGCCUCUAGAACCAUUCCUGAUCCUCCAUGCUUUUUAUUUCUUCACCACUUUCCUAAAUCUUCAUUUCAGUCCACGUUUCCAUGCAUCACUGCAAUACUUGCAACGCUGUUGUAUGAGGUAAAAAAAAAAAAAAAAAAGGAUGCCUCCAUUAAUUGAUGUUCUCUACAUCAUAUUAGUCUGAUGCUGUACUGAGAAUAUAUGCUGGAUGUCGAUGAGCCUUAAUUCCUUGAAGGGAAUCUUUUGGGUAUUCUCCUUUUGUGAUGGCAAGCUAAGCUGAACAUUAACGGGUCAUGUUUUUACUGUGAAAUUGUGGUGGUUUUUGGGUUCAAAGAAUGUCAGCAUGAAUUCAUACUGAUGUUUGCAAACAUUUCUCUUAUCCACAGUCGGGAUAAGUGGCAUCGUUGGAAAAGCAGUUUGUAACUUUUUCAUGCACGUUAACUAACUUUAUUGUGAUUAAAUGCUGACACAGCAA